Messenger RNA from Corticium candelabrum, 1635 nucleotides. RefSeq lists its product as uncharacterized. The transcript has 7 exons. The record is from RefSeq and is a predicted model, not a curated record. Bases 59 to 1213 code for a protein of 384 amino acids. Lineage: Eukaryota; Metazoa; Porifera; Homoscleromorpha; Homosclerophorida; Plakinidae.
UAGGUUCACACCUGUUUAGGUCAGCUCACAGACCCACAUACCCGACUGUUGACUGACUAUGUUGUUGCCUGUUCUGAUUGCUCUGGUAGCUGCUGUUCAAGGAGUACCUUGCCCUUCGCUUCAUCGUCUUGCAUAUAUUCGAAGCAACUAUACGUUACUGCCACAUUGUAAUGUUCUGGGAAGCAACAACGUGUUGAGAGAACACGCCGCACUCAUUGACACACAGUGCAAUUUGUCUACAUGUUGUGUGAUUGUUAGUCACACUGUGGUUGCUUGUGAUGUUGAGUUGUCUGUGGAAACAAAGCUUAGAGUUGAUUGUCUGUGUGCGAAAAAGAAUAAGGAAAAGUGCAAGAAAAAAGUUCUUCGUAUCUAUGGCAAUCUGGGAGAUGAGACCAUUCCAUUGAAUCUUACAAUCCAAUGUGCAACAGCUUACAAGGGAAAACCACGCCUAGAGCUCCAACAUUCUAGUGUUGAUGUUACAAAUGCAAUGUGUGGAUCAGAUCUUAAUGACCAUUCUAACACCAAACAGCCACAACGCACAACUGAUCCAAUAGAUGCACCACCUGCACCCAAAGAAACAACUACAUCCCCCAUAAUUUGCCAAGAAAAAGAACACAAACUUGCACCUCAAGAGGAGACAACAUCUACUCCUACCACUCAACCCGAAGUGAGUGAACCUCAUGUUGAAAUGGUACAACAACACAAACAAUUCAAGUUACAAUCAGACUUCACAACAUUCUGCGGUGCUAAUGUCACCAAGAAGUACUUGCUGUUUGUAUUCAAUAACGCAUCAGCACCACAAUCUUCAGACACAAUCAACAGUGAAUGUUCUUCACCUAUUGCUGUGGAGACAGGAGAGUGUAGUGCAAAUUGCCCAACAGCUAUGAAUAUCUGUGAUAUUCAAAUAAGCACUGCAAAGUUUGUAGCCAUCAAGUUCAAGUGUGGUUGUGUUCGAUUAAUGGAAAAUGGAACAAGUGCAGAGGGAAGAGUUGUGGAAAUUGAUCCCACACUAAUUCAAUUAGUCGAAUUCCUUAUAACUCUUCCUGAAGUCAAAGAAAUGGUCAAGAUACCAGAUCUUUGGCCUGUGCUGCUUGAUGCACUCAAAAGUGAUUUCAGUACAGCUGCUCAAAUGUUAAAAGAUGAAAAAAAAUUUCAACAAAUUAUUGCCAAAAUUCCAUUGAACAUUUUCUGGUCACUUCUGCUUGCAGGGUAAACUGUUAAGACAUUUGACAUUCAGUAUAAAAUCUGAUUCGUUAUUAGUGUUGUUGAAGUACAACCGUUGAUAGUAAAGCCUCAAAAGGCUGCAGUCAAUGGUAAUUAACUGUCGGCUUUUAGUUAGACUUGGAAGUGUUAGAAAGUGCAUUCAUUAUGUGGUAGUUAGGGUUGAUUGUUGUAUUUUAGGACUCUGUGUGCAGUUGUGUUGUAUGAUGCAUGCCUAGAGUCUCUGCCAUUCUGUAGGCUUACUGCAUGCAUAUCUUCAUACUAAUUCAUAAUUAAAUUUUUGAACCUGGAUGGAAUGCAUUUAUGGUGAGAUACUGUGCAAUAGCUGAUAUGAAACUAAUCAGACUCUUACACUGAAAGAUAUAAAAGUUAAGGGGAUCUGUUGCCUUUCAACACCUUGUUAUGCAUAUGCAC